GAACAAUACCUAGCAAUCCUACCUUGCUGUUUAUUGGAUUUACGUAACGGUUUCAUCAUCCGAAUUAUUCCAUUGUUCAGGUACCUAGAUUUCCAAAAUGUCUAAUCCAAAGUCUGCUUUUAUAAUAACCUCCUCUCCUAACAAACCAACUCAAAAAAAACGAAAAGGAAACGAAAAUGACGCCGAUCAGACAGAACAAAAAUCAUCAACUCCAAAAUCUUCCUCUCCAUUAGCUCUUCGUAAACUUUCUUACUCUGACUCUACAUCAACCAUCUCCAAUGAAGAUGAACUCUUCUCACCCCGAAGAUUCUCUCUGAGUGACUCUGACACAGAUAUUACUCUUGGUGUAAAUUAUGAUGAAAAAGUCAUGCAAAAGGAAGAAGACUAUGAAGAAGAUAUUUAUGAUUUUUCAUACUCUCAAUUAUUAGAUAUUGAGUAUGAAGAUGAUGAUGAAUUCAAUCCAUUUGACUUUAUUGCCCACCUUCCACCAAAACCUAAGAUCUCCCCUCAUCAAUAUUGUCUUCCACCUAAAGAAUUAUCACAACCAGAUAUAACCCUAGUUUUGGAUCUUGAUGAAACUCUUGUCCAUUGUAGCACUGAACCAAUUCCUGAUCCUGACUUUACCUUUACUGUACUCUUCCAUGGAGUUGAAUAUACAGUUUACGUGCGGAAGAGACCUUACUUUGUUGAGUUUUUGGAAGCUGUAUCAAAAAUCUUCGAAGUUGUUGUUUUCACUGCAUCACAAAGUGUGUAUGCUGAUAAAUUGCUUUCAAUCCUUGAUCCUGAAAGAAAGUACAUCAAGUACAGAGUUUUUAGAAAUUCUUGUAUUGAUGUUGAGAGAAACUAUUUGAAGGAUUUAGAAGUACUUGGACGUGAUCUUUCCAAGACUUGCAUUGUUGAUAACUCACCACAAGCAUACGGUUAUCAAAUCGAUAACGGAAUACCAAUUUUGAGUUGGUUUGAUGAUAAGGAAGAUCGUGAAUUGAUGAAACUCAUUCCAUUUUUGAAACAAUUAUACAAACACUCUGAUGUGAGGACAAUAAUUCGUAAAAAGUUCCAUCUCAGAGAAAUUCUCGAUAAUUAUAAGAAGCACUAAUGCUUUUUAUAUGUAAAUGAAAAUCUACACCAUGAUUGUGUUUAAAUAAAAUUAAAUUUAAUAUUA
Messenger RNA from Naegleria gruberi, 1162 nucleotides. Its product is annotated as nuclear lim interactor-interacting protein. Lineage: Eukaryota; Heterolobosea; Eutetramitea; Acrasida; Naegleriidae. The record is from RefSeq and is a predicted model, not a curated record. The coding region runs from base 98 to 1096 and encodes 332 amino acids. Gene Ontology annotation, molecular function: phosphoprotein phosphatase activity. The transcript is spliced from 3 exons.